Messenger RNA from Nilaparvata lugens (brown planthopper), 1522 nucleotides. Its product is annotated as zinc finger protein 462-like. Gene Ontology annotation, molecular function: RNA polymerase II transcription regulatory region sequence-specific DNA binding; DNA-binding transcription factor activity, RNA polymerase II-specific. The record is from RefSeq and is a predicted model, not a curated record. Lineage: Eukaryota; Metazoa; Arthropoda; Insecta; Hemiptera; Delphacidae. Gene Ontology annotation, cellular component: nucleus. Gene Ontology annotation, biological process: regulation of transcription by RNA polymerase II. The annotation marks the transcript as partial. The transcript is spliced from 5 exons.
GCACACACAGCGAGGUGUAGUGUGUAGAGCCAGAGAACAGAAAGCAGGCUGCUCGUUCGUUUUCGAUUCCGAUAGUUAUUUUGAUUUGAUAAAUUCCAAUGUGUCUCGGCCAUAAUUCUGGCAAAUAGUAUUUGUGAAAUUGACAUUCCGAUGAGUGUUGUAUGAGUGUGAGUUGGGACUUCUGCGAUCGAUACUGAAAUGGACAAAACACAAAACAUUUGCGGUGCAAAUAUUUCUUCGUCUGUACAGAUUGCAGUCGUCGUCUGCUAGCUUCUUUUCAACCAAUCAAUUUUGUAGCCGCUGCACUUGAAAAAUGCAAAAUCAGAGGCCGGUGAUGAUUGCAAUAAUGAUUGAAAAGAGGAGAGACGAUUGAUUAUUGCAUUUGAAAGUCACAACAAAAUGAAUUGUUAGCAAUCAUAGGAAUGUCAACAAUCGACAUCGAGAAAUAUAAUGGAAACGUCUCGUUACGUCAUUGAAUUUCAACUUUAUUGAACUAAAAACUAUCACCUUCAACUUUGGGGAAGAGAGCCGAUCAGCUUGAGGUGAUGAAAGAAGCGACUGGCGGCAUCAGAAUGGAGAUGUACGAGGACAUGUUCAAGGAGAUCACCCGCAAGCUGUAUGGAAACAACGAGGAUGACAAGGAUUCCAACGACGCGGCUGCUGGUGUCCUCAAAAUGGUGUCCGCCCAGUUCACCACUGCAGACGACUCCUCCAAAAAGGAGGAUCACUCCAUCAGCUCCUUCAGUUUAAACUCGUUGAUGGACAGUAGCUACUCGCAGAUGUCUUCGCUACAGUCAUCUCCGUUCAGCAGCAUCGACAAGCUAGAGGACGACCGUUGGAUUAGCAGUGAGGAGACCCUGGAGUGGACCAACUCCAAGAUCGCUAGCUACAACUCUGUUCAAAAACUGUUCCGGUGCAACGAGUGCGAGUGCGUCGGUUACCUGUCACGUGUGGCCGAGCACUGGCUGGGCACGCACGCGAACCUGCGCGUGUUCCAGUGUCCGCAGUGCGCCUACUCGAGCGCCUGGGCGCGAUGUGUGCGCAUGCAUUUGGCGCGCCAACACAACGUCUGUCAGGAGCAGAGUGAGACGGGCGCAGUGCUCUGGAAGGAGAGUCCUGUACUUGAGGAGGUUACCAAGUAUCUUCAGAGGUUGAAGGCGAAGAUCGAGGAUGAACAUGUGAUGGAGGAGGAGGUGGAGGAGGAGGGGGUGGUUGAGGAGGUGGAGGAAAGCUCACAACCACUACUAAUACACGAACAACCAGAAGAAGAACAACUGGAGGAACAACAACAACAACAACAACAGCUAGAUCCGUCACCACCGCCUCCGGAACAACCUCCCUCACAACCGGAAAUACUCGCCAUCCCCUCCCCACCAUCCACAGUGGAGUUCAUAGUCGAAACGAAACCGGCCGAGGUGCAAACAGACAGCCCGAAACGGUACAACUGCGCGUUCUGUCACUACGCCACCGAUCGACGCGACCUCUACACUCGCCACGAGAACAUCCACAAGGAGGAGAAACC